CUCCAGCUCCUCAUCUAACCACUCGACUUCUCCUGCUCCAUCACCACCUUAACUACAUAAACACACGCACACUUCAUCAUGCUACACCAUCCACAACCACAACACAGCCACAGCCCACGGAGCAGCAAGCACACAAGCAAGAAACGCGAGAAGCUGCCAGCCAGCCAGCCAGCCAGCCAGCCAUGGAGGUCAUGUCUUCCAUAGCCGUGCUCCUACUCCUCUACUGUUCCCUCACGGCCGCGACGGCGCCGGCCGGCACGAUCGAGCGCGUGUCCAAGCAGCAGAUCCUGGCGAGCAUCCCACCAGGAGGGCACACCAGCCCGCCCGUGCUGUUCCUCACGUCUCCCUCCGGCAAGUACGCGGCCUACUUCGUGCGCGCUCACACCGUGCCAGGCGCCGGCGGGCUCGGCGCCGACUUUUGCUACGUCGAGGUGUUGGCCGGCGGUGAGGGCGAAGGCGGCGGCAGCGGUGCCCACGCGAGCGCCUGGGAGUCGGAGUGCCGGCCAGUGAGCACGGUGAACACGUGCACCUUGCUCUUCUCGUGGCACGGGCUGGAGGUGUUCGACGGGGCCGAGGAGGUGUGGCACGGCGAGACCAACACCGACGGGACCAACUUCCUCCAGACGCUCGAGCUCGUCGACGAUGGCGACAUGCGCGUCCGCGACAAGGACGGCGAGCUCGCGUGGCGCGCCAGCGACGAGCCCCGCCACGCGCAGCACUGCGGCGCGCCGGGAUCCCCGGGGCUCGCGGCCGCGCUGCCGCCCUUCGCAGAGCCCAUUGGCGCGCACAGCAGCAACCUGCCCUUCGGCCAGGUGGAGGGCGGCAACGGCCACGCGGCCGAGCUUCCGGAGGCGGCGGGGCUCGGGGGCGGUGUUGCUCCAGGGGCCGGAGCCUUUGCCGGUGUAGGAGGAGUUGCCCCGGGGCCGGGAGCAGGCGGCCCGGGCGACGGGUACGGCUACGGCAUUGCACCGAUGGCGGGAGGUGGCGGAGGCGUUGCCGCGGGGGAAGGACCCUUGGGUGACGGCUACGGGAUUGCACCGGGUGGCGCCGGGACAGGAGCCUUCGGUGCUACCGGGGACGUGGCCGGACAGGGUGAAGCCGCGACGGCGGCGGGGACUGCGGGCGGUGUGGCCGGAGCGGCAGCGUUCGGCCGCCAGCCGCUGGUGGACAACAGCCCCUACGACAGCGGUGCCUACAAGGGCAGCCGUGGGGCCCGUCUCGCGGCGAUUGGUACCGCGGUUCUCGUCGGUGCCAUUGCUGUGGGUUUCUGAUCACGAAGACGAAUCAAUGGCGAAAGCACGGCCAACAUAUGGAAUCGUGUUUCCUAAGGAGUUGUGAAGAUAUAUGAUAUAAUGCACCUACUACAGUAGUACUUGUUUUUUGCGAGACUACAGUAGUACUUGUUAAUUAUGUAAUUUGUGUACUACUACAAUUGUAUCAAAGUCAAUGCAAUUUGAUGAAAUUAAAUUGUAUCA
Messenger RNA from Hordeum vulgare subsp. vulgare (domesticated barley), 1475 nucleotides. RefSeq names its product fibroin heavy chain-like. The record is from RefSeq and is a predicted model, not a curated record. The transcript has a single exon. The coding region runs from base 183 to 1271 and encodes 362 amino acids. Lineage: Eukaryota; Viridiplantae; Streptophyta; Magnoliopsida; Poales; Poaceae.